AGCAAAGAUGUCAAGCACUUUAACUUCUGAGGAAUUUCCCCUGUGCUGCUGGGCCUUUUUUCCCCCUCCUUCCCAUUGCUGCAGUUACAUCAUUACUUUUUAGUCUUCUUUCAACUUUAUUUGAAUGGAUGUUUAAGGUCAAGAUCAGGUUGAAAACUAGAUAGUCAUUGAAAUUAUUUUCUACAGCCACAUUUGAUGAAAAAAUGUCAAACAAAAUGACCAAACGGUUGAAGCACAUACUGUGCUCAGAUAAAGUUGAUAAUUUAGCUUCUGGUCAUCACAUUUGCAGACCAAAUGGUACCGAGCAUGUUAGCAUUAUAAUAUUGAGCUCAUUACUAAGCUAACAGCCGAAGCUAUCCCUUGAAUGUUUGAAAUUUUUGGUGAGUUCAACACGUUAGCAUUAGCAUGGUGAGCUAAUUGCUAAACCAGCAACCGCAAUUAACGCUUGAAUGUUUGCAACGUUGAGUGAAUUUAGCAGUAGCAGCACACAGCUAAGACUUUAACAUUUGAAACGCCGUGCAAGUUUAGCAUGUUAGCAUUAGCAUGUUAAGCUAAGUUAAUAGCAAGAGUAAAAUGGAACCCAUAUUACAUGUUAGCAUAUUAGCGUUAACAUGUACACAGUCAGUCAAACUGAAUCCCACAAGUCACGGUAUUGCUUUAGUUUUGAAACUCCAAAUUUAAGAUAAAUUCCUCUAAAACUCAUCACUUUCUUUACGUGUCAAGUCCGACACACACACACGUACACACCUGUGUGUGGUUGUGGGUGCGCAUGUGUGUGGGAGAUUCCUCACCUUGUGCUUCUGUGAACUUUGGUGAUUUAAAGGAAAUUGUCGACCACAUUUUGACACUUAAAUCAUCACAAUGUGCAUGCGUGCGCGUGUCAUCUUUUAAAUGUGAGCCGUCGCAGACCAGUCAACACUCGACCCGCUUCACAUCAGCAUCAGCAUCAGCUAACCCAUCAUCACCGGCACCAAGUCAGGGCCCGGCUCAGGAAUUGAACUUGGAACGCACACGCACAUGCACCAGAGUUGAGUUGAGGAUGGUUGCCAUGGCGAGAGCGAUGCUUGGAGUGUGCGUGUACUUGUGUGUAUGUCGGGUCAGGACCUCUCAUGUGCCCGCAAGGAUGAACAGAAGCAUUCAGAACCUACUGCAGCUCUAUAAGAUUCCGCCCAAAGAACGUUUUAACGGCCGACCCGUCUUCUCCAGAGAACUUCUGGGCACCAAGAUGGAGGCCAGGGACAUGCUGAUGUCGGCGGUGCUGCAGACAUAUGAGGAACUGCUAAGAAACAUGUUGAAGCAGCUGUCGGACCCGACGGCGUGGACCACCGGCGCUACCGCGACGUCCGGUACGGGUACCGGCGCCGGCGACCCCGAUCCCGUUCCAAGCGUGGAUGCCCGGGCCGAGCUGAGCUACCUCCUGAGGCGCGUGCAGGAUCUGAGGAAGUACCGAUACCAGGCCCAGGAGAAAGUACUUGAUGGACUCCGCAAGCUCCAACACAUUCAGAUGGACAACCUGGCGGUCCAGAGCAAAGCAUUGUGGGAGCUUCCUUGGCUGUACGAGGAAGCCAGCGCAUUGGUCGAGAGCGGCCGAGAGCGGCGUCGGCGGCGCCGGAGGCAAACGCCGCGACGCCCGCAAACAGUGACCUCAUCCACAUCCAAUCAUAACUGACUUUAUUUAUUACAAAGCUCAGACACACACAGCGUGUGUAGUUAUUUAUGAUGCUAUUUUAAGCUUUAUUUGUCAUUAUUUAUGAGGUAUUUAUUUCACGGAACAUAAUAAAGAUGCUAUGGUUUUAUUGACUGCUCACACGCUUCCAUUGAAAGCUCACAAAAAAACGAAAGUGAGGACCACUGAGGGGAAACACACACACUAGGACUUCUCAGAAAAACAAUGAGAAAAGUUCCACCGGCUUGGUAAGAAGGAAUUCAGCAGCACGCUCGACAUUUACCAGAAGAACCCUCACAGGAAGUUAG
Messenger RNA from Phycodurus eques (leafy seadragon), 1974 nucleotides. RefSeq names its product interferon gamma-like. The coding region runs from base 770 to 1669 and encodes 299 amino acids. Lineage: Eukaryota; Metazoa; Chordata; Actinopteri; Syngnathiformes; Syngnathidae. The record is from RefSeq and is a predicted model, not a curated record. The transcript has 4 exons. Gene Ontology annotation, molecular function: type II interferon receptor binding. Gene Ontology annotation, biological process: immune response. Gene Ontology annotation, cellular component: extracellular region.